Panicum virgatum (switchgrass) is the source of this 2235-nucleotide messenger RNA. RefSeq lists its product as uncharacterized. Gene Ontology annotation, cellular component: membrane. The record is from RefSeq and is a predicted model, not a curated record. The transcript is spliced from 10 exons. Bases 95 to 2044 code for a protein of 649 amino acids. NCBI's taxonomy places the organism in Eukaryota, Viridiplantae, Streptophyta, Magnoliopsida, Poales, Poaceae.
CCACUGGUGACAUGGCCAUUCCCACCCCUAACCACACAAGGCUCAGCGCUAGCGUUCCUCGCGCCCGCGCCGCCCCGAUCGGAGACAAGGAAGCAUGGACGCGGCCGUCUCGAAUCCGUCGUCGAUCAAGAGGAUCGCGCUGGUCACCGGGGGGAACAAGGGGAUCGGGCUGGAGACGUGCCGGCAGCUGGCGACCAGGGGGCUCAAGGUCGUCCUGACGGCGAGGAACGAGGCGAGGGGGCUGGAGGCGGUCGAGGCCAUCAGGCGCUCCAGCGGCGCCGCCGCCGCCGCCGAGGUUUUCUUCCACCAGCUGGACGUCACCGACCCCUCCAGCGCCGCCCGGCUGGCGGAUUUCGUCAGGGGCCAGUUCGGGAGGCUUGACAUCCUGAUCAAUAAUGCUGGGAUUUCAGGUGUUGACCGAGAUCCAAUUUUGUUUGCCAAAGUCAAGGAUCAGGUUGAAGGCAUGGAUGUGAACCAGAGAGUUGAGUGGAUGACAGAAAAUUCAAAAGAGACAUACGAGGAAGCUAAACAAUGUAUGAGGACGAACUACUAUGGUGCCAAGAUUGUCACGGAGGCACUACUUCCCCUUCUUCAGUUAUCCUCUUCCGGAAGGAUUGUCAAUGUUUCGUCAGGCUUUGGGCUGCUGAGAAACUUCAACAGUGAAGAACUUAGGAAGGAGUUUGAUGACAUUGACAAUCUUACUGAAAAGAGACUGGAAGAACUGUUGGAUUUGUUCCUAGAAGAUUUUAAGGCCAACUUAUUAGAGGCACAUGGGUGGCCAACAGGUGGAUCUUCAGCCUACAAAGUUGCCAAAGCAGCCCUUAAUGCAUACACAAGGAUUCUUGCUAAGAAGUAUCCUACACUGCGUAUCAACUGUCUGACACCUGGUUAUGUCAAGACCGAUAUUUGUAUGCACAUGGGAGUAUUGACACUUGAAGAGGGUGCUCGCAACCCUGUAAAAGUCGCUCUCUUGCCUGACGAUGGCCCAACCGGUGCUUAUUUUGAUCUGAAUGGGGAGGCGCCCUUUGUGUGCCUGCCCAAAGAGCACGCCAGACUAACCAGACAAAGUCAUCUCCUAGCGCCUUGUUGGAGCAGAGCUCGUGGGGGCACGCUCAUGGAGGGAUCCAUCUCCAAUUCCCCAAGCACAAGGAUUGCUGUGGUCACCGGUGGUAACAAAGGGAUUGGGCUAGAGGUGUGCCGGCAGCUGGCUGGGAAUGGUGUCACCGUCGUCUUAACGGCUAGGGACGAGACGAGGGGCGCAGCCGCCGUCAAGAAGCUCAGAGAACUGGGGCUUUCCAAUGUCAUUUUCCACCAGUUGGACAUCACGGAUGCAUCAAGCAUUGGUAGGUUAGCCGACUUCUUGAAGACCCGUUUUGGGAGGCUAGACAUCCUGGUAAAUAUUGCUGCAUUUGGAGGUGUUGAGUACGCCCUGGAUCCUGCUUACGCAUCAGUAAUCAGAGAUGAAGAGCUGAGGGGUAUGGAUAGGGACCAGAGGCUUGAAUGGUUGUGGAGAAACAGCAGGGAGACUUACGACGCUGCAAAGAAAGGCCUGCAGACAAACUACUACGGCACAAAACAUGUGAUCGAAGCCUUUCUGCCUCUUCUGCAAGCCUCCUCCGUUGGAAGGAUCGUUAAUGUUUCAUCCGACUUUGGGCUACUUAGGUUUUUCAGGAACGAGGAGCUGAAGCAGGAACUGAACGAUGUCGGCAGCCUCACCGAGGAGAGGCUGGACGAGCUGCUGGACAUGUUCCUGAACGACUUUGAGGCCGGCAAGGUAGACGCGCGCGGGUGGCCGGCAGCAUUCGCGGCGUACAAGGUGGCCAAGGCGGCCAUGAACUCGUACUCGAGGAUCCUGGCGGCGAGGCAACUCGCGCUGCGCGUCAACUGCGUGCACCCCGGCUACAUCAAGACGGACCUGACUGCACACUCGGGGCUCCUGACGCCCGAGGAAGGCGGGCGCAGGGUGGUGAAGGUGGCGCUGCUGCCGGAAGGCGGGGUCACCGGCGCCUUCUUCGAAGACGGCGAGGAGGCGUCGUUCGUGUGACGACUUGUGGUGUCUGGUGAGGCGCUUGUGGUCUGGCUGGCGUUCAGAUUCAGAUUAAGGACGAGAGCUGGUGUUCAGAUUCAGAAUAAGGACGAGAGCUGGUGUCUGGUGUGUGGAUUACUGCUGAGCUGCGUACAAAUCUGAAAUUGAAAUGUUAAGUACAUGUGUAAGCCAAUGAAUCGCAUAUCACA